Fusarium vanettenii 77-13-4 is the source of this 2124-nucleotide messenger RNA. RefSeq lists its product as uncharacterized. NCBI's taxonomy places the organism in Eukaryota, Fungi, Ascomycota, Sordariomycetes, Hypocreales, Nectriaceae. Bases 1 to 2124 code for a protein of 707 amino acids. The transcript has 2 exons. The record is from RefSeq and is a predicted model, not a curated record.
AUGGCUACACUAUCUGAAACAUCAAGUCUCGUAGACAACUUUCCACAAUGGGCAUCUAGUUGCCCAACCUGCAAGGCUAUCUGGCACCAAUUCGCAGAUCCCGAAUCUGCGCCUGAGGUCAAUCUUGGAUCUUAUGAAGAAGCUCUGUCGACCACGUGUCCGAACCACAAAGCACUAAUGCAAAGAUUCAUUGAUUAUGUCCUCUCUAUGGAACCUCGUAAUCAAAGUUUCAACAUGACUGACGUGGGAUUUCGGAAAUCAGAGAAAGGCUUCAGCACAACUAUCAACCAAUCUUUGUCCAAGGGAGGCUAUUAUUGGAACCUACUAUUGGUGAAAAAAGACUGCGUUCCCAACCAUCCAGGCAACGGGCGCUUGUUAGAACCGGAUUGGGCUGAUAUCGAAAUCAUUAAGAAGUGGAAGCACAAAUGCGUUUUCUCCCAUGGCGCCAAAUGCGAAAACCCUCUCAAAGUCUGGCCUGCUCGACCCGCUUGGUUAGUUGAUGUGCAGAGGAAAUGCAUUGUCCCUGGCCAUAUCCCCAGCAGCUAUGUGGCAAUAAGCUACACUUACGGAAAUCAUACAAAGCCGAAUAUUACUACGAGCGACUUCGCAAGACUACAAGAGCCAUUCGCUUUGGAAACCACAGAAUUCUCAGACCGUGUCUCACCAAUCAUUCGCCACGCCAUGUAUCUUACUUCAUUCAUUGAUGAGAGGUACUUGUGGGCUGAUGCACUCUGUAUCACUCACCACGACCCCGACGCUGCUUCUGAGCAGUUGGGGUCAAUGGGAGCUAUCUAUGCCAAUGCUAUUGUGACUAUUGUUGCUACAGACGGUGACUCUGAGUCUGGCUUACCUGGCCUUGAGGGUUGGACAUUUCAAGAAUAUGCAAUGGCGAAGAGAAAGAUCAUCUUCAACAAUCUUGAGCUUCACUGGGUGUGCAGAUGCAGUGUCUGGCAUGAGGAGUUGACUUCAUAUACUGAGAUUGAUGAAGAAGCCCUUACUCAUUCCAACAUCGUGAUGGCUGGCUUCCCGGAUGACUCGUCUCUUCGCAGAUACCUCGAUGCAUACAACCAAAGGUCUUUAACUUUCGAUGAAGAUGCUCUUCCAGCUGUCUCUGGCCUGCUAUCAGUUUUCGGUCGAUCCUUCCAAGGAGGAUUUCUGUAUGGAAUUCCAGAGAUGUUCUUCGAGCAUAGUCUAGGCUGGCGACCUGAUCUGAAUGGUGAUCUCCAACGCCGCAUCCCAUCAGGAAGACCUAUCGAAGAUCAAUUCACAUCCUCUGGCCUUCCUUCGUGGUCGUGGUUGGGUUGGAAAGGCUCGGUCGAUACGCGCUGCCAGACAGCGAUUCGGGUCGACAGCAGCUACAUUACCAUUGAUGGCUAUGUUGAAGAAGCAUUCCCCAUCACCGAGUGGUACACAAGCAGGUCACCGACCGAUCCACCAGAGCGAAGACGACGAAUUCGGUCGACUUGGUACGAGAAACGUGAUGGCUAUAAAGAUUUCACCAAACCUAUGCCCUCUGGGUGGACGCGCCGAGAUGCCGUCACAGUGCCAUCACCUCACAACGAGCCUCGCCUCUACCCUGAUGGGUGUGAUAGAUAUAUUUUUCAGCAUGAGGCUCUGCUUGAAAACUGGGAGAGGCCAUUGGAGUGGUACUACCCAUUCCCUGUGGGAGAUAUCCAGGAAUCAACACCUCCCUUCAUGCCAGAGCAGACCGAAUAUCUAUUCUGCGAGACGGUCAAAGCCCAACUAUCAGGAUACCAACAGGACUCCGAUCAGUUGCAAUACUCGUGUGAGCUCGAAGCAAAGCUUUGUGAUGGAUUAGGAAAGGCCGUUGGAAAGUUGCACCUAAAUAACAAGGAUUCGUGGGAUUUUUUCCCCGAGUGUGUGAAUGAAAGUGAGAAAGGGCUACUAGUUGAUGUGGUAGCGGUGUGCAAACUGAAAAGAUGUUCCAAGACAUGGAAUCGAGAAGAAAGGGGAUUUGGACUCCCGCUUAUUAAGAAGGAGUUAUACCUUGUGCUCUGGGUUGAGUGGAAGGAUGGUGUUGCAUACCGACUUGCAAGUGGAGAAGUAAUAGCAGCGGAAUGGGAAAAGUUGGAUCUAGAAGGAGUUUCUCUUAUUCUCAAUUAA